ACGUCGCACUUGUGUACUUCUUUAUUAGUGGUGUAGUUGGCGUUUAACUGAAAUUUAAUGUAGCGCUUUAGUUUGGAAGGUUAUGGAUUAAAGCUUCAGGGUGUGGCAUCAAAUUGUGAUUUACAAAACAAUGAGAAUUUAUCAAACGUAUUAUGCUAUGUAUAAUCACUAGCCGAGUACGACAAUUACUGUCGACGACGUGCAACGGUGUUUUUUUUUCACGUUACAGUUUUGACACUUGAUACAGUCCCACUCUUUCACCCAACUGACAAUAUUUCAUCGAAUAUACGCAUAUACAUAACAUAAUUACAUUUCAUAGAACUGGUCUCAUCGCAUUGUAAAAGUAUAAGAAGCAUCACUGGAGUAUCAUCAACUAGUUAUAGAGUUGAGAAAAUUUACAUGAUGUGCUAGGAUAGCAAGUGGUCCACCAGAGUGGACGGUGGUUGUUCACGAGGUGUUGCAUACAAUCUUUCCUCGUAAUGUCAAGUAAAUAACUCUAUGUGGGAUGUUCUCCAGUUCUCCCACUCCGCACGAGUUCACCGAAAUGUCUCGGUUGGCCGACUACUUUGUUGUCGUCGGUUACGAUCACGAGAAAGAAAUUAAAAUGCUGCACAAAAAGUUGAGACCGAAUGAAUGGAGUGGGAUAAGCAAUGGGAUAAUCCUGCAAAGGUUUCCCAAAAAAGACUGGCCAGAUACACCUUUUAUCGAAGGAAUAGAAUGGUUUUGCCAACCACAAGGAUGGGCACUGUCAACGGACAGACAGGAGCCUCGUUUUUUUGUAUCCAUUCUAACAGACAUCGAUGCAAAUCGCCAUUACUGUGCUUGUAUGUGCUUCAAUGAAACAGUUUCUAUAACACCCAGUAAACCAGUCGAUGAAGAGGAAGACCCUGUAGAUGGAGACAACCGUACUUUAGCCCGGAGUAUUCCUGCCAUUACUCAUCAUAGUAUUAUGUACGCGCCAAAAUGUCUGGUGCUGGUUUCCAGGCUUGAUUACAUCGAAACAUUUAGAAACUGCCUCGGAAUCAUAUACACAGUGUACGUAGAAAAUCUUGGUAUACCAUUGGAAACACUGGUUGGAAAUAUUCUUGGAUGUAUACAAGUACCUCCUGCGGGUGGACCGCAAGUUCGCUUUAGUAUUGGUGCAGGGGACCGUCAGGCACUACAACCACCCAUCAGUCCUUCACUUCCAAUCACUGACACGAGUGUCAAUUUACUAUUCCAACAACUUGGUAUUCGUAACGUGCUUGUGCUCUUUUGCGGAGUUAUGACUGAACACAAAAUUCUAUUCCACUCGGCGAGCUAUUCCCGGUUAACAGAGGGAUGCCGAGCACUUACAGCAUUAAUGUACCCGUUUCGAUAUACCCAUGUUUACAUUCCACUGCUACCAGCUGCUUUGGUCGAGGUUUUAAGUACACCUACUCCAUUUAUAAUGGGUGUUCACAGUUCGCUUAAGUACGAGGUUGCAGAGCUGAUGGACGUCAUAGUGGCCGAUUUGGAUGGUGGCUCUAUAACAGUACCUGAUGGAGUAUCCUUAUCAUUACUCCCAGAACCUCUUUUGUCGCAAACCCAAGAUGCAUUGUCACUUGUUCUUCAACCAGAAUUGAGCUGUGCCGACUACGCUUUUCCCCCGUUAGCAACAAGAGCACCACAUCCUCCGAUGCUAGAUAAAGAACUUCGAGCUGUAUUUAUGCGUACAUUUGCUCAGCUUUUACAAGGCUAUCGGAGUUGUCUGACUUUGAUACGAAUUCAUCCAAAGCCUGUCAUAACUUUUCACAAGGCUGCAUUCUUGGGAGAACGAGGCCUAACUGAUUGUGAUUUCACAACAAGGGUUCUCGAUUGCAUGUUCUUCACGUCAUUUAUAGUUGAACGAGGGCCGCCAUGGCGACCUUGCGAUGUUUGGGAUGAAUUGCAUAGUAACCUUAGUGAUCACCUUAAACAAGAAGCACAGGAUCAUCGAUUGCUAUUGACUCACAUUCAAGAGUUGGCUCAGCAACUAUACACAAAUGAAAACCCAAAUCCUCAACCCUAUGUACAAAAGAUUCUUAAGCCACCUGAAGGAGCAUUUGCUAGAAUUCACCAACCACCAUUGCCACAUAUCAAUUGUGAUCAAGUACAGGCAAUAAUAGAUGAAGGAUUGGCUAAGAAUAAUCUCAAAGUUAGAUUAUCUUCAUUGAGGCCAAUUCAGCCACGUAUAGUUCCUAUGGGGCCUCAUAUCUCAAUAAUCCAUGACACUAGACAUUUAGUAAGUAACUCGGCACGAAGACUAGAAGUAUUACGCAAUUGUAUAAACUGUAUAUUUGAGAACAAAAUAUCCGAUGCAAGAAAAACGUUUCCUGCAGUAUUAAGAGCUUUAAAAAGCAAGGCAGCCCGAUUGGCGCUGUGUAUGGAGUUGGCACAGCAUGUCGUUGGCAAUAAAGCAAUGCUUGAGCAUCAGCAAUUCGAUCUUGUUGUGCGGCUAAUGAAUUGCGCUCUACAAGACGAUUCUUCAAUGGAUGAACACGGAGUAGCUGCGGCAUUACUUCCUCUGGCAACAGCUUUCUGUAGGAAAUUAUGUACUGGAAUAAUACAAUUCGCAUAUACUUGCAUCCAAGAGCACGCGGUGUGGCAAAACCAGCAAUUCUGGGAAUCGGCAUUUUACCUUGAUGUUCAAAAAGAUAUCAAACGUUUGUAUCUCCCUGGUGAAAACACAGGUCAAAGGUCAUUCAACGAUAACGUGCUCAGUCCUAUCAGCCCUCGAGAAACCAAAGAGUUCCCAUUUAAAGACCGAUCAUCGAUGUACAGAGUCCAAGAACCUUCAGCUUUAGAAAUAGCUGCUGAACAGAUGAGGAUCUGGUCAAAUAUAGAUGCGGAAAAACAACGAGAAUUAAUAAUUAGUGAGGAAAGUACCAUGUACAGCCAAGCUAUACACUAUGCCAACAGAAUGGUGUACCUAUUAGUACCAUUAGAUAUCGGAGCCAAAGCUCACAGACAAGAUAAUGUUUAUGAUGAUGAACGUGCGAGCAAUAGCAUCACUAAUAGUGUAGCUAGUGACAGCGGAGAUGCAGAAUCAGGUUUUGAAGAAGCCGACCCUCGUGAAACUGGAGUUGCGGUAAUACGUAUGGUUUCUCGGUUCGUAGACAGAGUAUGUACUGAAGGUGGUGUCAGUGCUGAGCACGUCAGAUGCCUUCAUCAAAUGGUACCAGGCGUCGUACACAUGCAUAUCGAAACUCUUGAAGCUGUCCAUCGAGAGAGUAAACGUUUACCUCCCAUUCAAAAACCAAAGAUCCUAACUCCCAAUAUGUUACCUGGAGAAGAAAUAAUAAUGGAUGGCUUACGAGUAUAUCUGUUACCUGAUGGUAGAGAAGAGGGUUCCGCAGGUCUACCAAAAGCGCCGCCUCUCUUGCCAGCUGAAGGAGCUAUAUUUUUGACAAAUUAUCGCAUAGUUUUUAAAGGAACUCCUUGUGAUCCAUUCGCCUGUGAGCAGUUGGUGGUACGAGCUUUCCCGGUAACAUCGUUGACAAAGGAGAAGAAAGUUACAGCUCCGCACUUGGCUCAUUUAGACCAAUGCCUCCAAGAAGGUUUGCAAUUACGCUCGUGUACUUUUCAACUGAUAAAACUAGCUUUUGACGAAGAAGUGACUGCAGAAAAUAUCGAUACAUUUAAGAAACUGGUUCAUAAAGAGCGGUAUCCUCCACAUAUCUUUCAUCACUUUGCCUUCAAUGGGCAAGUUAUGGUAACACAAACUACUCACCAUAAGGGAAAAGAGAAAAAUGCCACUCUCAAGGGCUUCGCGAAGAAAACACUUCUGAAAACUGCUCGAAAGGCAGGAUUCAAACCCAAGCCAUCCUCUAAAAGGCAGAAAUAUGUUUUACCAAAUAUGAAUUUUACAAGUAACAAUAAAUACAUGACUUCACCUGGCAGAAUGAGUCUCCCUGUUACAGAUAAUACGGAUUUGAGCCACGACGAUGAUUUAAGCAUUGAUGAAUUCGAAAUUCCUGGAAUCAUGCCGCAACUCCCAACAGAUGCAAAAACCCUGGAACGCCUGUCUGAACGAAGCUAUGUCAGAGACUGGUAUCGGCUGGGAUUAUGCCCGAGUAGUCCACAGAAUAACCGACGAAAUGAACCGUUUCGCUUGUCUUCUGUAAACUGUGCAUACAUGAUGUGCAGGAGCUACCCGGCCCUCUUAAUAGUUCCUAAUAGCGUAACAGACGAAAGUAUUCGGAGGUUCUGCCGCUUGUACAGACAUAGUAGAGUUCCAGCUAUUACGUGGCGACAUCCCAGAACGAAAGCUCUGUUGAUAAGAGGUGCAGGUUAUCAUGGCAAAGGUGUAAUGGGAAUGCUAAAGGCGCAUCCAUCAUCAACUGGGAACAUCAAAGCUACCUCUUCUGAAAGUACCUCGUCCUUGGAGCAAGAAAAGUAUAUGAUGGCACUUGUCGCAGCAACUCCACUUUCUGUAUUGCGACAAGGUUCUGCUUGGGGCAUGUCUGAUAGCUCCCUUAGCAUCGAUUCGUUGUUUUUGGCUGCUGAAGACCGUAAUGCAACGCCUGAACAAUCAAGACGGAAUCCUUUCAAUAAGGCCAUUGGCACACUUGGAAUGUUCCCAAGAUCAUCGGGUGGCAAAGGGCCUAAAAACUUUGGACGUUGGGGUUCUCUUAAGGACAAAAGGCAUAAUUCUCAGGCUUCUCUUACGACGGUCAAUCAGCGCGGUACCGUCCGACAUUCUGCAGAUUCAGACAGUGGAACUGAGUGUGUGCACACAUUUCAACGUGCAGCGCUUUAUAUUCUUGGUGAAAAAGCUCACAUGAAGGGCGUUAAGGCCGAAUCUGCACCAAAAACAGACUUUAUACCGGUCGAAUAUUUUGAUGUGAGACAUACGAAAGCUGCUUUCAAGAAACUGAUGAGAGCCUGUGUGCCGAGUUCACUCAAUCCAGAACCCGAGCAAAGCUUCUACAAGUUGAUUGAAAGCUCGGAAUGGUUGCAGCAAUUACAGAGCACAAUGCAACUGGCUGGUGCUGUAAUAGAUUUAAUGGAUGUACAAGGUUCUUCCGUAACUCUUUGCCUUGAAGAUGGCUGGGAUACGACAGCUACAGUUUGUUCGAUAGCCCAAGUGUGUCUGGAUCCUCACUAUAGAACGAUCGAUGGGUUUAGAGUUUUGAUAGAAAAAGAAUGGCUUGGAUUUGGUCAUAGAUUUGGGCAUCGAAGUAAUCUGGCAGUAAAUUCGCAAACGACCAAUUUCACACCUACGUUUCUUCAAUUCUUGGACAUUGUGCAUCAGAUACAAAAACAGUUUCCCCUAGCAUUUGAGUUCAAUGAUUACUACCUUCGGUUUCUCGCUUAUCAUUCAGUAUCUUGUCGUUUUAGAACAUUUCUGUUAGAUUGUGAAUUUGAUAGAGUAGAAUGCGGUAUUACUGCUGUCGAGGACAAACGGGGUUCAUUAACUAGUCAUCAUAAAGGCGUUGACACCGGAAGCGAUGACGAAACUGUGUAUCCUGGUGGAAGGUUAGCAGGAACAAAUACCGGCUCUAAUCUUGGCCAGAGUAUAUUCGAUUACAUCGAAAAACAGCAUGCCAGGUCACCAUUGUUCUACAACUUUAUGUAUACCCCAAACACAGAACAUCCAGUUCUUCGACCAGCAUCUCACCUACCCAGCCUAGAAAUUUGGCAAUAUUAUUUAGAUGAGGAACUGGCACAUGGACCGGGAUAUGAUCUUGAAGUCUUGCAGUUAGAUUCUGAACAAGAAGAGGAGGCUGAAGCUGCGGAUGGAAUCGUGAAAAGUAAUCGGAAAGUUGUCACUCUUGGAUACGAUGGAAUAAGUACUAUGGUACCGGAUCAGUUCUCACAUUUAUUAGAGGAAAUCCAUAAACUUGAGACCGAACUUGGGCACUUACCACAAAAGUGGAAAGUAUUGUGGGACAAACUGGAGUUACCCAACACAGAUUCUCUUACGCGCCAUGCAUCAUUUAGCACAGCCUUAGUGAGGUAUCAUGGUCGGUUAAUCCACAAACGGUCCACUUUAGAACUUCUCUUAAGAGGAAAAAUGGCUGGGGGUAACACAGCUGGAAAUGAAAGUUCUGUGUACACUCAUCCACACAGAUUCGAGAGAAUAGAUUCGGCUAUGCGUACUCAUUGUGACUCGUGUGCUGGCGUUCUGUGGGGUCCGCUUAAAGCUGGAAUGAGAUGCGUUGAUUGUGGCCAAGUAUGUCACGAUAAGUGUGCCGAAUCCAUGCCGAAAAACUGUACAAAGUAUAAUAAGGCAGUAGCAGAAAACUUGCAAUCUCACACACUGACAAGGAGUGGUGGAGAUAACGGAAGUGUUAAUUCGAGUGUCACGACAAUUCAAACAUCUUCGCAACAAUAUUAUGAACAGUUCUCAAGUAAUGUCGCUGAGAAUCGAACUCACGAAGGAUAUCUUUACAAACGCGGUGUUGUACUAAAGGGAUGGAAACAAAGAUGGUUUGUUUUGGAUUCUAUAAAACAUCAAUUAAGGUAUUAUGACGCUAUGGAAGAUUCUCACUGUAAGGGAUAUAUUGAUCUGGCUGAAGUAGUGUCUGUUACACCAGCAGCACCGACUCCUGGUCCGCCAAAGAAAACGGACGAUAAAUCAUUUUUUGAUCUGCGUACUAAUAGACGAACUUACAACUUUUGUGCCGGAGAUGCAGCUACAGCGCAAGAAUGGAUCGAGAAAGUUCAAGCAUGUUUGCAGUAGUGUCUCUGAUAAAUUAUAGUUACAAUUUAAAUUGUGCAAGUGACUGAUAGAAUAAUUGAAAUUUUUAUUUUGUUACAUACCUUUGUAUAGUGUAAUCCUAUGGCGUAUGCGUUGUGUGGCUGCAGUAUUUUUACUUUACUUGUACUUUCCAAGUCAAAAUUAACUGAUGGUACGAGGUAUUCAGCCACGCAGGAGGGAGACAUCUCUCAACCAGCCCAAUUAAUAGAAAUGACAACAAAUGUAAUAUUGUAUAUUAUUAUGUUGAAUUUGAUUAUAUUAUAUUUCACAUCAGAUAUGCAGCACAGCUGGAAGAUAAAUGAUCAUUAAAAUUUAUUAUCUGUUAAGUUUUCCUUCAGUUGUCUUCGAUUUUAUACAUUUUCAACAGAAAAAUGUGAAAAUAUAUAUCAUCUGUAUAGAUAUAGUCGAAUUAAUUAGUAGAUUAUCUGUACAUGUAUAUGUAUCACGAUAUAUUUCUUGAUAAGAUGUCUUGUCCUUGGGUAAAAACUUUUCCGAUCGUUCAUCUUCUUUAGGUACUUGAAGCGUAUCAGGGUAGCGACAUGCGGUAAUUAACGCCCUAAUUGCAUUGGAAUGCUUGUAAUGUAAUUAAUGUGAAGUGUUUAAGCUAUAACAGAUUAAAAAGAAUAAUUAUUAUAAUUGGUAAUGCGGCGGAAAUGUAGAAAAAAACAAAAAGGUCCAGACUCAGGGAUGAAAUAUAACCAAAGUCCAGUGGACCAAUUCAGUUAUGGUAUCUAUAGAUCUAAAUUAUCUCUGCCACUUUAACUAAACUAUAUCAUUUCUCUGAUAUUAUGUGAAAAGUAAUAAAAUUGUAAAAGUCA
Messenger RNA from Neodiprion fabricii, 7521 nucleotides. RefSeq names its product myotubularin-related protein 13 (gene Sbf). Bases 506 to 6685 code for a protein of 2059 amino acids. Lineage: Eukaryota; Metazoa; Arthropoda; Insecta; Hymenoptera; Diprionidae. The transcript is spliced from 26 exons. The record is from RefSeq and is a predicted model, not a curated record.